AGAAAACCCACGCAGGCACGGGGAGAACAUGCAAACUCCACACAGGCGGGGCCGGGGAUUGAACCCGGGUCCUCAGAACUGUGAGGCUGACGCUCUAACCAGUCGGCCACCGUGCCGCCCUUUUGAGACCUUAGCUGUAUGUCACCGGUGAUCGAUGUCCGUAGGGAGAUUCAGGAAGCCGGCUGGGAGAGCCUCUCCGCAUCAUGACAGAGUACUGGGUCGGGACCACAUGACCACCCACACCGGUGUUGGCAGCCAACAGCUUCUCGAAAAGAGGAUGUGGGAGGAAACCGCAGUACACGGAGAAAACCCACGCAGGCAUGGGGAGAACUCCACACAGGUGAGCCCGGAUUUGAACCCGGGUCCUCAGACCUGUGAGGCAGAUGUGCUAACCAGUCAUCCACCGUUCCACCUAAAAAUUGGUCAUUUGUGGCAAUUUUAUUAUUGUUUUUGUUUACACAGUAAUUAUUGUAUGAAUUAUGCUCCAUAAAUGCAAAAUAAUAUUUGUAUUGAGGGUUUCACAACUACGAUCCACCCAUUGCUCGGAAAAAUGUUUCAUUUCCUUGCCGUCAUUUCCUUCUACAUUUUAGGUGUGCCACCAACUGGGCCAGUGCGGAAAAUGAAUCGGGCAUUCACUAAAUAUAAAAAAAUAAACUAUUGAAGACCAGCAAGAUGUUAGAGGAGCUGACAAGCUUAAUCAGCAUUUUGUCAUCUCCUCUAGUGUUGGCUAUAAAACAUUAUUAUAUUUUUGUUUUUAACAAAAAAGAACAAAAAAGAAAACGUGGCUUUAGUUUUAAAUCAACAAAUUGUGCUCCCAUGAGCCACGUUUCACCUCAUUUCGCAGUAAGACUCGCUAGAUGGAGCUCUUAUACGACUUUAACAAGUGUUGCCCAUUUCACGAAUCCGCCAGUAGUGUGUUGUUCAUACCCUCCGUACACGUUGUGAGCAUAAGCUGCGUCCUGGAGCAACAGUACACAAGAUGCAGGUCUGACAUGCAGUUGGUCGCUUGGGGCGGAUACAGCAUCACCGGGAGACACUGAGCCGCAGUAUGCAUCGGAGGGUGAAGUUGGACCAGAGCAUAGAAGCGUGGAAGUUGUCUUUUUGGUGACACUCUUGUUCGCUUGCCGCCACUUGCCCGAUUUAAAGUUAUGCGUUCGAGUUCUGUGCUCCCCCGCACCCACGGCACGGUGAAUGGACCUGCGUGUGCACAAUGAUGAGCAGCGAUCUUUCCAUUAUGACGAGGAGAUGUCUUCUCACUUACAAACCUUUCAGGAUUUUCGUGGUGGGAAUUGGAUUCUUCAGUCUGUGCUUUCUAAUGACCUCUCUCGGGGGCCAGUUCUCAGCCAAGCGACCCUCAGAUUCCCCUUUCACCACACGAGCCGAAGUAUUUGGGGGUCAAGAAUCCCGCGGUGUGCUCAGGAAAAUCAGUGACAUGCUGGAAGUCAUUAUGAAGCGGAUGGAUGCCCUGUCUAGACUGGGUAACACCACUGAAAACCACAAGUUGGACGAGCUUGCGUCUGUCCUUGACAGAAUUCAGCCAAUAGGUCUGGUGGAGCGGAUCCAGGCCAUAGCCCAGAACAUGUCGGACAUGGCAGGGAGGGUGGAGCAGAUUCUACAGCGCAGCAUUGCAACCAAAAGAAUUAAGGAAGGAACAUUCGGACAGUGUGACAUUUCUAAAGACCCUCGUUAUCCAGACUGCCCCAGCAAGAUGGAUUGGAUGCGUGUCCGUUGGACCUCUGACCCGUGCUACGCUUUUUAUGGAGUUGAUGGCUCGGACUGCUCCUUUCUCAUCUAUCUGAGUGAGGUGGAGUGGUUCUGUCCCCCACUAGCCUGGAGGAACCAGACUGCUACGCCCACCUUGAGGCCUCAACCCCGGAAACAAGCUGUUUUCCGGUUUGACACAGGCGCUCUGCUGGAGCAGGUGGGCACCGGAAAGGAGUCUCUAAACUUCAUGAAGAGACGCAUACGCAGGCUGGCAACACAGUGGGCCUCUGCUGCUCGACGGCUGGAUGACAAGCUGCGCAGCCACUGGAGGGACGAGAAGCGGAUUCUUGUCCACGUGGGAUUUCUGACAGAGGAGUCUGGUGAUGUGUUCAGCCCUAAGGUGCUGAAAGGGGGUCCGCUGGGUGAGAUGGUGCAGUGGGCUGACAUCCUCACAGCUCUCUAUGUGCUUGGACACGACCUCAAGAUCUCUGUUUCUGUCAAGGAGCUGCAUGGGUUUUUGGGGGUCCCGCCUGGAAGAGGAAGUUGCCCUCUGACUGGCCCUCUGCCCUUUGACCUCAUCUACACAGACUACCACGGCCUGCAGCAGAUGAAGCAGCACAUGGGGCUGUCACUGAAGAAGCACAAGUGCCACAUCCGUGUGAUCGACACUUUCGGCACCGAGCCGGCCUACAACCAUGAGGAAUAUGCCACUCUGCAUGGCUACAGAACCAACUGGGGCUACUGGAACCUUAACAGCCAACAGUACAUGACCAUGUUCCCUCACACCCCAGACAACUCUUUUAUGGGGUUUGUGGCAGAGGAGCUGAACGAUACUGCCAGACUGAACAUCCAAAAGAACAAAGUAAACAACAUGGCUGUCGUCUAUGGCAAAGAGGUCAGCAUAUGGAAGGGUAAGGAAACAUUCCUGUCCAUCCUGCAUCGCCACAUGGAGAUCCAUGGGACAGUGUACUAUGAAACACAACGUCCCCCAGAGGUGCCUGCCUUUGUGAAGAACCAUGGCCUUCUUCCCCAGCAGGAACUCCAGCAGCUCCUUAGGAAGGCAAAGCUGUUCAUUGGUUUUGGAUUCCCGUAUGAAGGCCCCGCCCCUUUGGAGGCCAUCGCCAAUGGCUGCAUCUUUCUGCAGCCCAAGUUUAGCCCUCCUCACAGUUCUCUCAAUCAUGAGUUCUUCAGAGGGAAGCCCACCUCCAGGGAGGUGUCCUCUCAGCAUCCCUAUGCAGAGCAGUACAUCGGCAAGCCGCAUGUGAUUACCGUUGACUUCAAUAACUCGGAAGAGUUUGAUGCAGCCAUCCGUGACAUAAUGAAGAUCAACGUGGAGCCUUUUUUGCCAUAUGAGUACACCUGUGAGGGCAUGCUGGAAAGAGUCCAUGCCUACAUUCAGAACCAGGACUUUUGUUCUCCUGAAGCUCUGUUUCCUCCAGUGAACGCUUCCCGGAUCUGGCAGGGCAGCUUACUCGCUCCUUUCAUGCUCCUGCCCAACUCUAGCCUCCUAACUUGGGCCUCCAACGUCACCUCCUACCCAUCCUGGCCCCCGCUAGGUGCCCUGCAGCUCUUGGCUUCGCUGCAGGGUGAGUCUUGUGUGAAGGCCUGCCAGGACGCGGGGUUAAUCUGCGAACCUGCCUUGUUUCGUUUCAUCAACAUUAAGGAAGCCUUCAAUGCGCUGGACUUCCAAUGUGCGGGGCUGGAGUCAGAGAUAAAUCACCUCUUUCCUGCCUUCUCAGCAGAACAUGCAGAAUGUGGCCUGCAGCAGGACCCGUUGCUGUUCAGCUGUGCAGGUGCCAGCAUCAAAUACCAGCGCCUUUGCCCCUGUAGAGACUAUCGAGAUGGUCAGGUGGCACUGUGCAGAGACUGCUGGUGACCGGAUACGCCCGGUCCUGUUAUCCCUGGAGAUCCUCUCCGACUAGGUAGCUUGUGGUCCAAUGUUUUGACCGGGGCCGUUGUGGAAAAUCCUUUACAAUGUAGCUGUCAAAGUAAGUAAAAAAAACAAACAAAAAAAACACUCAGGGACUUGCAUGAUUGUACUUUAUAUCUUGUGGGCUUUGAGUUUCAGUCGAAAGGUUUACGUGGUUGCUUUGGGACCACACAAAAGUUAUUGACUGAGGAUGGCAUAUACUGGAUCUGUAAGGUUACAAACCAAUUCCCAUGCAAUCUAAGGGCCAUAUCAUGCUUGAAAUUCUUUGUGUGUUUUGAUAUUGUGUGAAUCCUUUCAGUGAUCACAGUGGCUACUUGUAUCAGAUGCACUCAAUGCCAUUUACACCAUAUUGAGAAGUACUAUUUUCCAUGUUCUGUAUUUGUACAUAAUUAUUUAAUAAAAUAGAAAACAAAAUGCUAUAAUUUGUGAACUUAAAUAUAUUAAAAGACACUUACCUAUG
Messenger RNA from Phyllopteryx taeniolatus (common seadragon), 4094 nucleotides. RefSeq names its product alpha-1,6-mannosylglycoprotein 6-beta-N-acetylglucosaminyltransferase B-like. NCBI's taxonomy places the organism in Eukaryota, Metazoa, Chordata, Actinopteri, Syngnathiformes, Syngnathidae. Gene Ontology annotation, molecular function: alpha-1,6-mannosylglycoprotein 6-beta-N-acetylglucosaminyltransferase activity. The record is from RefSeq and is a predicted model, not a curated record. The transcript is spliced from 20 exons. Gene Ontology annotation, cellular component: Golgi apparatus. Bases 1211 to 3580 code for a protein of 789 amino acids. Gene Ontology annotation, biological process: protein N-linked glycosylation.